Danio rerio (zebrafish) is the source of this 5799-nucleotide messenger RNA. NCBI's taxonomy places the organism in Eukaryota, Metazoa, Chordata, Actinopteri, Cypriniformes, Danionidae. The record is from RefSeq and is a predicted model, not a curated record.
GCUUUUCCAGCAUGUCGUUCAGUUAGGAAAUUGUUCAUCAAGGACACAUUUCUACACAUGGUGUUCUGGUGUGAAUGAUUGUUUAGGACUCAACACUGUGGUGGAGCGGUACAUUCAGGAUCACGGCUGGACUAAAUGCAACAUUCUCUAUAGCUAUAAGAGGAGCAGAUAUCUGAGUGCAUCAUGGAUUUUGUGAUGAAGCAAGCGCUGGGCGGGGCCACCAAAGACAUGGGAAAGAUGUUGGGUGGAGAGGAGGAGAAGGACCCUGAUGCCCAGAAGAAGGAGGAGGAGAGACAGGAGGCUCUGAGACAACAAGAGGAAGAGCGCAAGGCCAAACAUGCCCGAAUGGAGGCAGAGAGGGAAAAGGUCAGACAAACAAUUCGAGAUAAGUAUGGGCUAAAGAAGAAAGAAGAGAAGGAAGCAGAGGAGAAAGCGGCUAUGGAGCAAGCAUGUGAAGGCUCCUUGACUCGCCCCAAAAAGGCAAUCCCUGCAGGAUGCGGAGCAGACGAUGAGGAGGACGAGGAGAGCAUUUUGGACACCGUUCUCAAAUUCCUUCCCGGACCUCUGCAGGACAUGUUCAAGAAGUAACAGCACAAAGCUGUUUCUGAACACAGAUGAGUGAGGGGAGAUUUUGGCCAAACAGGUGAAAGGCUUUUCACUGCCUUGACGGAAUUAUAUUCGCUCCUUUCUACAGAAAGAAACACAAAUCACAAAACGACAACAUUUGGUCUUUUCACUGCCAUUCAGGUUCAAAUUGUUUACACUUUCUCUAGUGCUCUCGGUUUGUUUACUAAUCAUCAGGGUCGCUAAUACUUUAAAAGUUAAUCUGCCUUAGGUAAUGAACAUCGACCCCAAAAUAACAGCACAUUCCAGGAUGAUGAUACAGAGCUCAUCAAACGUGAUGGAUUUAUUUAUUUAUUUCAGAGCAUUCACAAACAGUAUCUUGAUACAAUCGUUUGCAGAAAAAUACUGUCGAUGAAGUGCAGAGAUUAUGUGAAUGGGGUCAAAAUCUCACUACCAUAUUUUCCUGGAAUUUAAAAGUCAGUUAUAAAGCAAGUAACCAGAGCAUGCACAAGUCAUGCAGAUAUUUAGAUUUGCGCUGGAUGAAAGAGACACAUCAAUAUUUGUACAGCACAAUUCCUAUAUGCCGCUAGUUUCUGUUUCAAUUUAAAUACAUUUGCUUAGGCUUGAUGUUUCUAUUAAAUGUUGAUUAAAGUGAACGGCUCUAUAUAUAUAUUUUUUUUUUGUUGUUUUAUAGGCUGCUUAUAUUUUUUGUUUCAUCUUCUCUUCUGAAUACUGGUAAAUUUAAAGCAUUUGUUGUGCAAUUAACCGAAAUAUACAUACACUUCUUAUUUUAUUUAGUGCUAACAGUAGCCUAUUUUAUAUUAUUUCAGGAUUAAAUUAUAAGAUACAACUUAUACACCAAGAGCACUUUUUACAGAAAUGCAAUUAUGACCCCUGACUUAAUUUCCGGAAAAUAUGGUAUCUAAUGAAUAACAUUUGCCAUCAGGGAGCUUGUUGAUAUGUUGCCAUUUGUAAAAAUGGUAAACAUUGUUAUACUGUCUUAGAGUACAUUAUACAACAACAAUAUGCUAAAAAUGGAAGCGUUUCUCCCUUGCAUUUAUGAAAAGUUUCACUGUUAUAUGCUAUCAAAACAAUACCCAUCCACAUAGAUCCACAAAAACGACUGAAAACUACUGUAAUAUGCAUGCCAGACAAGAAGAAUACUAUGUGUUUGAGCUAUAUGGUCCUGUAACAUUGUUGUUUUGGUAGUCAAGUACUCGUGCAUGACUAUAAAUGAACCAUAAUACAUGUGCAUGAUGUCACUAUAUUGCACAGAAUCUAUGAUUUGCACACUGAAAACAAUGUUAUUCUUAUCAAACUUUGUUAAAACUUUAUGGUACCCGAAAGUUUUCUGUUUUUAGUGUAAAAUUAUAAAAAAAAGUUUUGUUUAAAAUUGUAAAAUAUCCUUUGGGAGAAAUUUUGAAACAUGAACAUAUAUUCUGUAUUCUUUCUGCAUAUGUACACAUGCAUAUAGUGUUUGUUUGCAACAUGACAUUGCCACCUACAGGCCUGGCAUGCAUAAUACAGUGUUUUCAGUUGCUUCCGUGGAUCCGUGCGAAUGGGGAUUGUUUUGUCAGUAUAACAUUUUUUUCAGAAAUGCAAAAAAGAACGUGUUCAGUAGAUUGUUGUCAUGUAGAAGUACCCCUAGUUGUGCCACGUUAGACCACCUGAGUGCUCAAAUGGUUUUGCAGCCUGGCAGUUCUCAGUUUUGUAUUAUUAUUUAUUUAUUUCAAUUUUUCUUGAGGUGUGAAAUAGAACUUGAUUUGACCACAAGUAAUAUUUACAUUAGCCUUGCCAGCAAAAGAUCAGGAAAACUGGACCAAAUUAUCCUUACAACGAACAACCAUUCAGGACUAAUCACAAUCUGUCAAGCACACAGCAGAUGAACCUUUAGACAUUUACUAUAUAUUCAGUCACGGUUUCACAGCACAUUCAUCACUGCCAAAACAAAACAAGCAGAUGAUUUGAUACAAGACCAUUCACAUGACAAUCAGAAAUGAACUGAUCUCAUCCAGAAAAAAAAGUUAUUCAUACAUACUUCUAUUAAAAGCAAAGCAUUGUUCACUAAAUACUGUAUAUGAUGUCCCACAACACAAGAUUAUCUCCCAAGCUCAUGCCUCAGGUGCUGUUUACGCUAAUGCUUUUUCACUUUAAAACAGAUAAGUUAUGUUACGGUCAUGGCAGACAUUCACACAACUUUCCACUAAAAAGAAGUGUUUUGCAAACUAUUGACCUUGACACUGGAAUAUUUUUUGGCCUGAGACUUCCGGUCUCGUUCACUUCCAUUGAUUUUUAGACAAUAAAAAUGACUCGUUUUGCUGCUUGAUGUUGCAAACUGCUUUUGUCUUAUUACAUUAUUCCACUUUUUAUGUACAGUCAUGAACACACUUGUUUGUAGAGCAAGUAGUUUGACCGUUUUCUGCCAUCAUUUCUCCCAUAGACAAAUCGGAUUUGGAAGUUCUAAAAUAAUCGUAAAACCAAAACUCUUUCGAAUUGAAGAAAGUCAAUAAAGGCUUAGUUUUAGCUUGGUAAAUGCUGGUGUUCCGCUUCAGAAUAGACUCACAAAAACAUUCAAGAUUUCAACUUUCAAGAUGUCCUCGCUACUGUCUGUAGUACGAUGAUGAACUGGUUCAGGUAAAAUACAUAAAGGACAUUGUAACACCCACUAUGGUAAUGCCCAUGUUACUGCUAUGGCUGAGUUUAAGGUUGGGGUUGGUGUAGCUGUUAAUAACUGUGAGGAUUGGGGUAGACAUAGACAUUUAUAACACACAAUGUAAUGGGUAAUUUAAUAAUUAACAGAAAUAAUUUUCAUGUGUAGCUACAACAACUUGUGCAUGCACAUGCUCUACAUAUAGAACCUGAUCCAGUAUGUCACUGUGCUACAGGCUGCAGUGAGGACACACUCCAAACUUUUGAUAAUGGAAGUGCGACUAUACUCACUGGCUCAUACUCAAUUUACUACUCUGUAGUUGGAAAAACAUGUUAUAUACAGUGAAUGUGAAUAUGAAUGUGAGCAGUAUGAACAGAACUCGGACAUAGUGUACUACACCCGCCAUUUUGUCUUGAUCACGUGACCUAUCCAUGUCAGUUGCGUUCUUUCACUCCCAUUUAUGAAUUCUCUUGUGGUACAUCAUGGGAUAUCAUGAGAUGCACACUUCAGAAUCUCGCCGGAAAAAUUAGGUCAUUCGAGUACUCGAAUACUGUUCUACUAAUUUUGACAUACUACUCAGCUCGCAUAGUGUUUUGAGCAUAAUAUCCGCUUCUGAAGUGUGACGUCAUGCGAUGCGGCUUCUGGGUCUAAGAACUAUAUGAAACUGCAAGGGGAGACUCAACAAAUGUUAAUAAUAAACAUUUACAAAGCGGGGUAAUACUUUCGAAAAUCAUGAGCACAAUGUAUAUACCCAUGCUUAAUAUCAGAUAGCCAGAAAGUGAUAAUUUUUUUGUAUAAAUUGUUACAAUUUUGGUAUUUGUGAUGCAGCAAGUCUAGAGACAUUCAUUUUAAUGUGUGAUAUAACUAAAAAUAGGUCAUAAAUGAAUAUUUUCUCAAUUCAAAUGAGUAGCGGCUUGGACCCGGAAACAGUAUUCUAUACGUCACUGAUACACCAUGACUUAAUGCGAUUUUGGAUGCAGCCACUUACUUACUGGUCUUUUGGACUACUGUGUUUUGUUUCUUGAUUCAUUAACCCUCUCAUGCAACAAUUAGGCAACCGAUAAAGUAUGGAUGUCGGCAAAAUAUGUGAAAGCACAAUGAGCGUGAAUAGUCAUGUAUCAUGCGUUUAAGUCAAUAUUGUGUAAAUUUUUUCUGAAACGCAUUAAAAACAAGCAGAAUUUUAAUUUUUUUAAUUAAAAAUGCAUUGUUUAAACAGCAGCUGAUAUUAAAAGUUAUUUUUACAGGUGGGGUUUGGGAGGAUUUUCAUGCUAGUUUGUAAAAAUAAUAAUUAAUACAAAUGAGAUUAUACAAAUUAGCUUUUAUUCAAAAUCUAAAAUAGUUGUUUUCCAAGAGAUCAGUUUACGUGGUCUUUUAGCAUGUCUUUACAUUAAAAAAAACUGCCUGUGUGUAAGAUACUGAAUUCAGUAUUACUUCCCAAAAAAGAAGGCAAUGCUUUCGAUGAUGAUAACUAAUUAUACAAAUAACAAAUGAAUACUAGAAUACAUGAGCUUCAAUCACUGCUAUAGAAAAAAAGACCAAAGAGAGAAUGAGCUGCAAUCCUCCACACUACUACAGACAUGAUGAUGAAAUUGUGAGAAACUAUUAAUAUUCCUACUACAUCUGAUCAACAAAAGUCCUUCCCGCUGUGAAAUUUCUGCCCAAAAUAUUAAUCGUGCUGCUGGCAAAAUCUGAUGUUGAGUUGACUUAAGGCUUUUUUAUUAUUAUUAUUUACAUUUUUAAGGUCUUACAGUACGUUUUUGAGCAUUGAGUAAACACUGCCAUUUGAUAAACAUGUCAGAAACAUAUAUUUGGGAGGGAGGGGUUCAAUGUUUACAUAUGUUUAUGAGUAGAUGAAGAGGCAAACUCAUUUUUGUAAAGUAUUGCAUGAUUGGGGAAAUAUGAAACCUGUAGAUAAGCUUUCAUUUUGUUGAUUACACAAAGUUAGCAGUUGUAUGUUUGACAAAAAAAGUGUCCCUUUUUAAACUGUUAGCAAUUGAUAUAACUACAGGAAUGUAUAUGUACCCGUUAUAGGCUGGUUGUUCUGUGAUCACAGCAAGAUUGUAAACUUUGUUUCAAAAAUAAAAAUCUUAGUAAGAGCAGAAUGACAUACUUUAGAUUAGCACAUGCUACUCUUUUCAUUUUAGCUGUACAAAAGUACACCUUUUUUAUUAUCCGAUUACGAAUUUAAAAUGGACUUUUUCAUUUUUGUAGUGCUGAAAGGUUUUUUCCACUAGUCAAAGCCAUAUUGUUAGACUGCAAUAAUUAAUGAAAAAAUACUCAUCUUGUAGUCAUGCAUCUGUUUCUGUAAAACAAAACAAAAACAAAAAAAACUGUUGAUAUCUAUUGAACUCUUCAUGUCUGAAAGUGUAUAUGACAUUUCCUGUAGAGAGAGAGAGAGUCUUUAAAAAGAAGCUACUGUAUGUUCUCUAUGUAUUUAUGUGCGUCUGUAUUUGUUUGUGCUGUAAAAUGUUCUUUCAUGUUGUAUCUAUCUGUUCAUGUCUUGGUCUAAAGCAAACUGCAUCGGGUCCUAAUGUUUAUGUAUGCAUGCAGAUGAUUUUUGCAUUAAAUACCAAAUCGUAACGUCA